UGGCGCCGAACCAGCGUCAACGUCAGCUUUUCAUUUCGAAGAAAGAAUUGAAAAAAUUGAAUGGCAGAAGAUUUUCGAAGUAGAGAUAAAAAUUAGUCUAUUUUCUCCGAGGAAACAGUGAAUCCGGAAACUCUUUCAUCACUUCACGAUUAAUACAGCCAGACGAAUCGGUCGACACUGGUCUCAUUUAUCCUGGUGUGGACACAGCGUUCAAUCUGAUUUUAUCAGCUCGAUUUUGUUCCACUAUAUGGUGUCACAUAACUGAUUGCGACGAGACGUAUAAUUAUUGGGAACCAAGUCAUUAUUUGCUUUAUGGUACUGGUCAGCAAACGUGGGAGUACAGUCCCCAAUAUGCUUUAAGAUCAUACAUGUACUUGUUGAUUCACAUGGUGCCAGCGAAAUUGUAUCACUACUUGCUGGAACCAAAUCCUAUUCUAGUCUUUUAUUUCGUAAGAUGUCUAUUAUGCAUGGGCUGUGCACUGUCCGAAGUAUACUUCUACAAAAACGUGUGCAGAGAAUUUGGGAUUCACAUAGGAAGACUGACAUUAGUAUUUCUUAUCCUUAGCUCUGGCAUGUACAUCGCCAGUGCCGCGUUCCUACCAUCCUCUUUCUCGAUGUAUCUAAGUACUGCUGCCAUCGCGGCAUGGUACGGUCGCCGGUACGAAUUAGCGAUCUUCGGAACAGCUUUAUCCGCUCUAUUGGGAUGGCCGUUCGCCGCAUUACUCGGACUACCAAUAGCAUUGGAAAUGUUAAUGCGUAAAAAGAAUUGGAGCAAGUUCGUAAAAUGGGUGAUCAUAUCCGGUACCGUCGUUUUAGUACCGAUGGUAUGGAUCGAUUCGAUGUAUUACGGAAAACUGGUAAUAGCACCGUUAAAUAUUAUACUGUACAACGUGUUUACUAAUCACGGACCAAACAUCUAUGGGACAGAGCCGUUCAGUUAUUACAUUUAUAACGGGUUCCUGAAUUUUAAUUUCAUUUUCAUCGGCGCACUAUGGGCUCCCCUUGGAUUGUUUCUAGUGUGGCUUAUUGUACCAGCCAGGGCAAGAGAUCGUCUAUGUUUGCCUUAUUGGUUCUCGUUAGCACCGUUGUACCUAUGGCUCUUAGUGUUCUUCUUGCAACCACAUAAGGAGGAACGAUUUUUAUUCCCUGUAUAUCCAAUGAUCUGUCUGGCCGGCGGUAUAGCUGUGGACACCGUGCAAAAAUUGUAUUUCUUCGUUAGAACGAAGCUCAGCUCUACGCACAUUGCUUAUCACUAUCUACAAUACACCAUACAUUUUACAUUCUUUGCUAUAUUGAUAUGUGGCUUCCUUGGAAUAUCGAGAUCAUUGGCAAUUUACAAAGGGUAUUAUGCACCGAUGGAAGUGAUGAUCGACGCUAAUAAACUUGGCUUAGAGAAAGAAGUGCCCAAGGAUGUAAAUAUUAAUUUUUGCAUCGGCAAAGAGUGGCAUCGAUUUCCGAGUAGCUUUUUCUUUCCAUCGAAUAAUUGGAAGCUGCAAUUUCUACGAUCGGAAUUUAAAGGCCAAUUACCUCAAGCUUUCUUAGAUCACGAGAAUGCGACUAGUGUUGUACAGCCUUAUUUUAAUGAUAUGAACAGGGAAGAACCUACGCGUUAUUUUAAUUUAGAGAAGUGCCAUUUUAUAUUGGACUUGGACACCGGCACUGAGACAACAUUGGAACCAAACUAUUCUGGAUUAAGCAGUGAUUUUACGAUAAUUAAAUCAUCGCAAUAUUUAGAUGCUGCGAAAUCGCACCGUUUUUUCCGAGCGUUUUAUAUACCCUUUGUAUCGCAUAAAUAUUGUACAUACGGCUCAUACAAUUUAUUACAAAACACUAAAUUGAAAUCCAUUCCACUUCUAUUGAAGGAACAAACGGAUAAAUCUUCCUGAACUGUAGAUACGUGUAUAAUUUUAAUAAACAGGGUCUCUGUCAAUGGUAUUAAUAA
Ceratina calcarata is the source of this 1942-nucleotide messenger RNA. RefSeq names its product alpha-1,2-mannosyltransferase Alg9 (gene Alg9). The coding region runs from base 369 to 1886 and encodes 505 amino acids. Lineage: Eukaryota; Metazoa; Arthropoda; Insecta; Hymenoptera; Apidae. The transcript is spliced from 12 exons. The record is from RefSeq and is a predicted model, not a curated record. Gene Ontology annotation, cellular component: endoplasmic reticulum membrane. Gene Ontology annotation, biological process: protein N-linked glycosylation. Gene Ontology annotation, molecular function: alpha-1,2-mannosyltransferase activity.